UCCCCCAGACCCUCCCAGAGCCUUUAUCAGGGAGCUGGGACUGAGUUCCUGCCACCUCCCGGAUUCCCUCCACUCUGCUUUUCUCUUCCUGGCAGCUCUGCAGCGUGUGGGGAGUGGGGAGUGCUCCCAGCCAGCUCUCUGAUCCUGCCAGUCCAGAGCAUCAGGCUCAGAGCAGCUCUACAGACAUCAUGAGGAGCAUCCUGCUGUUUGCAGCCAUCCUGGCCCUUAGUCUGGGUUCAAUCUUUGGGGCUGUCUGUGAGGAGUCACAGGAGCAGGUGGUGCCCAGUGGGACCCACAGCAAGGACUCAGAUCUCUACCAGCUGCCCCCAUCGUUGCUGCGGAGACUCUAUGACAGCCGCUCAGUCUCUCUGGAAGGAUUGCUGAAAGUGCUGAGCAAGGCUAGCAUGGAUCCUAAGGAAUCGUCUCUUCCCCAGAAGCGUGACAUGCAUGAUUUCUUUGUGGGACUUAUGGGCAAGAGGAACAGCCUUCCAGACACACCUACUGAUGUGAAUGAAGAGAACAUCCCCAGCUUUGGCACCUUCAAGUAUCCCCCUAGUGUGGAAUGAGCACUCUACUUCUGAACCCCUGGGCUGCAUCAUGGAGACACUGUCCCCUGUCCCAAUCCCAGGUGGACGUUACCCUAUUUCCCUUUCUGUUCCUAUUCCUGUAAUAUUCUUGUGCUUUAACUCCUUCCCUAUCCCCUCUAGUAACUGGUGACUAUCCCCAAUCCUAAUAGGCACUGACUGUGGAUUCUAUAGAUUAACUAUAGUUUCUGUAGUGUCCUACAUUAAAAAUGUCUCUCUCUUCCUCAACAAUAAAGGAUUUUUACAUAUGA
Messenger RNA from Heterocephalus glaber (naked mole-rat), 835 nucleotides. It is a transcript of the gene Tac3, whose product is annotated as tachykinin precursor 3. The record is from RefSeq and is a predicted model, not a curated record. Gene Ontology annotation, biological process: tachykinin receptor signaling pathway; positive regulation of blood pressure. Lineage: Eukaryota; Metazoa; Chordata; Mammalia; Rodentia; Bathyergidae.